Symbiodinium sp. CCMP2592 is the source of this 1767-nucleotide messenger RNA. The record is from the annotation of a GenBank genome assembly. NCBI's taxonomy places the organism in Eukaryota, Dinophyceae, Suessiales, Symbiodiniaceae.
AUGGGCAACCGUUGCUCUGCAAGCCAAGGUGACGGAAAUGUUCAACCCGGUGGCAAUGCGACAAAAUUCGUGCAUCCGCAGUUUUUCCCAUUCUAUGUGGUCAAGAUCGGUGACCUGCUUACUAUGGAAAUGCCAGCUCCGUCACAUACAGACCUUUUUAAUAGAGGUCUUCUGCAUCUAUGGCACCCAGAUAUGUUUACAAUAUUCGUGUCUCACCAAUGGUUGGGGCGAUUUCACCCUGACCCGGAUGGUUCACAGUUUAAUAUUCUCCGGGAGGCGUUGUUGAAACUGACAAACGGUUCGGCGUCAGUGGAGUGCAACCUUGUGAGCAUUAUUCAUGGCCAGCUACCCGAUUGGUCUGCAGACAUGGGCAAACGAUUGGAAAAUGGCUUCAUCUUUCUGGACUGGUUUUCGAUCCCUGAGAUUCUCGCAAGACAGUCGGACAGCUAUGACGACGAAUCUUGCAGCACAACGAUGGCGGUUCGCAGCAUUCCGUGCUACGUGGAGGCAUGCGACCUUUUCUUCGUCCUCGCCCCCGAACUGAGGCAUGUUGACACAGGCAGGCUGUGCAACUAUGCAUCCUGGCUCUCGAGGGGUUGGUGCCGGGCAGAGCUCUGGUGCCGCCUACUCUCGGCGAAAGCCGCCGACACAAGCAUAGUGGUUGUACGCUCUGCGGAGGAGUUGGAGUUCAUGUUCCAGCUGGACUGGCAGCACAACACCAUCGCCGACGGCGUCUUCACAGUGGAGGCGGACCGUGCCCGAGUGGCUAGGCUUGGCGAGGCGGCAGCAGAGGGAAAGCUGCGGCAGCUCCGGGAGUCGGGGCCCAGGGACUUCUACCGCUUCUUCUUGGCGCAUCGUGAAAGGCUCCUCGGAAGGGCGCGCCACCGCUGGCAGCUGCAGGACUUCCUCGAUCAGUUUCAUUUCGAUGACCUGGAGGCAGCAGCCGGUGAAGGAGUUAUGACGGGCGUGCUUUGCGCGGUCUUCGCAGGGGAUUCUGAAGUUUUGACAGCGCUGGUGGAAGCCCGGGCAGAUGUGAACCGCAGCAUCCACGGGCUCUCUGACCUGGGCUACUUUGAUGGCAUGUCCCCUCUCACAGUUGCAACUCGAUCGAAUCAAGAUCCUGAGAUGCUCUCCAGUCUCCUGAUGCUCCGUGCGGAUGUCAACUAUCGUGUUCCGAUGUCCGGGGCCUGUGCUGCACAUGUUGUCCGAAGCCCCGAACAGUUCCGAGUUCUGAAAGAUGCCGGCGUUGACUUCCUUUCAAUCGCCAUGCCCAUCGGCAUGACCCCGCUGACGUCGGCGGCUGGGUUUGCAUCUGCUGAAGUAGUUUCAGCUCUCUUGGGGGCAAGAAGUGAUCCCAAUCCUCCUUUGCAGGGUCUGGGCUGGAGCCCCUUGCAUGCAGUGGCCCUCUUCUCUAGGGGUCGGGCAGAUGCUGUGGAGAUCGUGCAUCUGCUGGUGAAAGCGCAGGGGGACCUGAACGCGAAGGCCCAGAUGUCCGGGCCUUUGUCCUGGAUCGCUCGGGCCAUGAAAGCCCAAACCGCCUUUUGGGGCCUCUCAGCCUGUGGAUCGAAAACCCGCUGCCUGGCGAGCUUGCCUGGCAUCGCACCCUUGGGUGCGGCUGCCUUGGCCGGUGAUGAGACGCUGACCAGGCUAUUUUUAGAUUUAGGUGCAGGGACUGCGGCAAACGACAUGGGCAGCCUUCCGGAGGAACUGGCCCAAGCCAAUCGCCACGCAAGCGUGACGUCUCUCCUCGACUUCGUGUCGAUCUGA